GCUCCUCCCGCGAGUGCUUCGUCGCUAAGCCUCCGCCCGCGCUCACCGAGCACGGUAUAAAAGAAUAUCCGUGGGGAUUACGAUCCCCAAUCCUCACACCGCCAAACCAGUUGCCAAUCUCGCCAUCUUCACCCCCACCCCCGAAUCGAAUCAGAAGAGACCCGACCAAACCAGGCAGCGGCCGGCGGAGGAACCGAUGGAGGAGGCCUGCGAGAUCGCGCGCCUGCCGGAGGAGCUCCUCUCGGCGGCGCUGGCCCGCACGUCCCCGCGCGACGCCUGCCGGGCCGCGGCGGUCUCCCCGGCCUUCCGCGCCGCGGCCAACUCCGACGCCGUCUGGGCCCGCUUCCUGCCCCCCGGCGGCCUCCCGCCGCUCGCCGACGGGGAGCUGGCGGCUCCCGCCCCACCCUCCUCCAAGAAGGAGCUCUUCCUCCGCCUCUCCGCCGGCCCCGCCCUCCUCCCCGACAGGCUCGUCAGCGUGUGGCUGGACAGGGAGACCGGCGCCAAGUGCUACAUGCUGUCCGCCAGGAACCUGUCCAUCGUGUGGGGCGACACGCCGCAGUACUGGACCUGGAUCCCGCUCGAGGACUCCAGGUUCUCCGAAGGUGCUCAACUCAGGCAUGUUUGCUGGCUCGAGAUCCGUGGGAAGAUACACAGCAACAUGCUUUCCCAGGACACAACCUAUGCCACCUACAUGGUCUUCAAGAAAACUGAUGAUCUCUAUGGGCUGGCAUUUCCGGUCCAGGAGGCAUCGGUCAGCGUUGGAGCAACCAACUUAACCCGCAAGGUUUGCCUCCAACAUAACAAUGAUGAUGACGACGACGACAAUGAUGACGACGACGACUACGAUGACUGCGGGAUGCCCGAGAACUACUGGUCCAUGAGAAGGAAUGGCCUACACAAAGAAAACGUCGCACUCCCUCAGCAAAGGACCGACGGAUGGAUGGAGCUGGAGCUGGGCGAGUUCUUCAACGAGGGGGGUGACGACGGCGAGGUGUCCAUCAGCCUGACGGAGACCAAAGGUGGGAACUGGAAGAGCGGCCUCAUCGUGCAGGGCAUUGAGAUCAGACGUAAGAAAUCAGGCUGAGUGAGGAGCUCCUAGUAGGAUUAAACUUGCCCGGGUCAAAGUAAAUGAACAAGGAAAGCAUAUCUUCUGUAGUGUGUGUUUUUUUAACACUUCUCCUUUUGCUGCUAAAGCAUAUUUGUACAGACGAUGCUAUACUAACUUAUCUAUUUCUCAGCACAAAUCUUUUUCA
Molecule: messenger RNA, 1253 nt
Organism: Aegilops tauschii subsp. strangulata
Lineage: Eukaryota; Viridiplantae; Streptophyta; Magnoliopsida; Poales; Poaceae
Product: F-box protein PP2-B10
Molecular function (GO): protein binding
Source: RefSeq, a predicted model, not a curated record